This is a messenger RNA of Anoplophora glabripennis (Asian longhorned beetle), 766 nucleotides long. RefSeq names its product N-alpha-acetyltransferase 38, NatC auxiliary subunit (gene Sbat). The transcript has 2 exons. The record is from RefSeq and is a predicted model, not a curated record. Lineage: Eukaryota; Metazoa; Arthropoda; Insecta; Coleoptera; Cerambycidae. Gene Ontology annotation, cellular component: NatC complex. Bases 298 to 705 code for a protein of 135 amino acids. Gene Ontology annotation, molecular function: RNA binding.
UGCUGUCUCUACGUGCCACGUGCCAGGCCAGAUGGCCAGAAACAAAAUUAAUUAAAUUUACCUACAUCUACCAAAUUAAAUAAAUAAGUGGAAAAUUCUUGAAUCUUAAAAUUGUCAAUUAAAGUUUAAAUAUUUGUAUAUUUAUUACUUCAAUGUAACAUAACCAGUGUCAGUGCUAGAAAUUAAAACUACUUACUACCCAAAUAAAAAUAUGUAGUAAAUUGGUGUUAUGAUUGAGAUGUACAGAAUGAAUUAAGGAAUACAAUUUUAGUUAUCUAUUUUUUAACACUUAACAAUAUGGAAGAAGUUUUACCAAGCACGAGUACUGAAGUCGAAUCUGAGGAUAUAUCAGAAUAUGAACCUGAACCAGUAGAAAAAAUAAACAAGCCAAUAAAUAUGGCCCCGGGUGCAGUUAAGCUACGUUCUUGGCUUAAUAAAACAUUCAGAAUUGAGAUGACGGAUGGUCGAGUUCUUAUAGGAGUCUUUUUGUGUACUGAUAGGGACGCAAAUAUUAUUCUAGGGUCUUGCUCUGAAUAUUUACCAGCAGAUAACAAGACAAAAGCAUUGAAUGAAGAACCUAGAAUGUUGGGCCUUGUAAUGAUUCCCGGUAAACAUAUAGUCAGUGUACAUAUUGAUGUCAAUGAGUAUGAUCCUGGAGUAUAUAAUCCUUUAAGUAAAAAUGUUAGUUCUGAUGAUGUCAUGUAACUAUUUCGUAAUAUAUAAUUUUACAGAAUGUAUAGUAGCGAAUAUAAUUGUUCAUAUUGCA